AUGACGGAGGAAACUUCUACGCGUAGCAACAUCACGCCGCAGGAAACUGCAACAUGCAUAAACAUUACGGCGGAGGACACUGCAACAUUUAGCAACAUCACCACGGAGGACACUGCAACAUGUAGCAACAUCACGACGGAGGACACUGCAACAUGUAGCAACAUCACCACGGAGGACACUGCAACAUGUAGCAACAUCACGACGGAGGACACUGCAACAUGUAGCAACAUCACCACGGAGGACACUGCAACGUGUUUCAACAUCACCACGGAGGAUACUGCAACACAUGGUAACAUCACGACGGAAGACAUUUCUACGCGUAGCAACAUCACGCCGCACGACACUGCAACAAGUAACAACAUCACGACGGAGGACACUGCAACACGUAGCAACAUCACGACGGAGGAAACUUCUACGCGUAGCCAAAUCACGCCGCAGAACACUGCAACAUGUAAAAACACUACGGCGGAGGACACUGCAACAUGUAGCAACAUCACCACGGAGGACACUGCAACAUGUAGCAACAUCACGACAGAGGACACUGCAACAUGUAGCCACAUCACGACGGAGGACACUGCAACGUGUAGCAACAUCACCACGGAGGACACUGCAACGUGUUUCAACAUCUGCACGGAGGAAACUUCUACGCGUGGCAACAUCACGCCGCAGGACACCGCAUCAUGUAAAAACAUUACGGCGGAGGACACUGCAACAUUUAGCAACAUUACCACGGAGGACACUGCAACAUGUAGCAACAUCACCACGGAGGACACUGCAACAUGUAGCAACAUCACCACGGAGGACACUGCAACAUGUUGCAACAUCACCACGGAGGACACUGCAACAUGUAGCAACAUCACCACGGAGGACACUGCAACAUGUAGCAACAUCACCACGGAGGACACUGCAACAUGUAGCAACAUCACCACGGAGGACACUGCAACAUGUAGCAACAUCACCACGGAGGACACUGCAACAUGUACCAACAUCACCACGGAGGACACUGCAACAUGUAGCAACAUCACCACGGAGGACACUGCAACAUGUACCAACAUCACCACGGAGGACACUGCAACAUGUACCAACAUCACCACGGAGGACACUGCAACAUGUAGCAACAUCACCACGGAGGACACUGCAACAUGUACCAACAUCACCACGGAGGACACUGCAACAUGUAGCAACAUCACCACGGAGGACACUGCAACAUGUAGCAACAUCACCACGGAGGACACUGCAACAUGUAGCAACAUCACCACCGAGAUGAAACACAUAAAACAUCAGCAAAACAGAUGUUGA
Haliotis rufescens (red abalone) is the source of this 1299-nucleotide messenger RNA. Its product is annotated as agglutinin-like protein 7. NCBI's taxonomy places the organism in Eukaryota, Metazoa, Mollusca, Gastropoda, Lepetellida, Haliotidae. The record is from RefSeq and is a predicted model, not a curated record. The coding region runs from base 1 to 1299 and encodes 432 amino acids. The transcript has a single exon.